AUGGACGACAGGCCUGUGUUCCCGCCACUCCCAGCCACCACGCACGUCUCCGGGUCCUCGUUGGUGGACAAAGCCACCUCAUCAGGCGCGGGGGACAACGAGACUGCUUACGUCACUACCACGAGCUCCCCGGCGUUGCCGCCACCGCUAACAGAUGUGUUCAGUUUCGAGGUGUGGACCAUUUUCCAGGUGACCAACUACGUGGUUAUCUGUGGUCUCCUCAGUCUGUUCGGCGUGGCGUCAAACAUCAUCAACAUUGUGGUGUUUGCCAAGCAAGGUUUUCAGGACAGCAUGAACAUUAGUCUGAUGGGCCUGGCGGUGUCUGACCUGUGCUCCCUGAUCACCAUGCUGUGGCUGAGUUUCUUCAUCCUGAACCCUCUCUUCAUCGGCCUGGGUCUGCCCUUUGACGCUAUGGACGUGAUGUAUCUUACGGGGGCUGUGCCACACGUCUUGUUCGGCAAGAUCACCAGCUUCAUCACCGCCUUCAUCACCUUCGAGCGCUGUCUCUGCAUCGCCCUGCCGCUCAAGGUCAAGAUGAUCAUCACCCCGCUGAGGACGAAGAUCAUCAUCGUCUCCAUCUACGUCCUCAUGAUCUGUUUCCCUACUCCGUUUUACGCCGGGAUAAGGCUGGGCUGGGAGUUGGACGCCUUCCGGAAUGAGACGAUUUUACAGAUCUCGUACGUGCCCGGGAGAGUGAGCAUGGAAGCAGUCACCUUUUUCAUCUACGGCGUCGUUUUUUCUACCGCGUCUUUCGUCUUCGUCAUCUUCUGCACCGUCAUUCUGGUCGUCAAACUCAACAGUAAAACAAAAUGGCGGCAGACCACGGCAGCGAAGGGGGUCAAGGCGGCGGAUGGGGCUGGACUCAAAGAUAAAAAGGUGGUGAAGAUGGUGACUUUAAUCUCCACAAUUUUCAUCGUUUGUUUCAUGCCUCCCACCUUCUUCUUUUUCGCCAUGACUCUAGAACCCGAGUUCCGCUUCGAUGGCGUCUACAAGAACAUCUAUAUGUCCGUGUGGUCCUUCUCCUUUGUCACAGAAACCAUCAACUCUAGUAUUACGUGGGGAAAAACACGGGUUUGCCGAGCAGAUCUCCAGCGAGAAAUUAACGUCAAACCACUGGCGAGGACGCAGGUGGAGGUGAAAGAGGAAGUGAUGUCAGCCAGCGGAGGGUCUGAGGCGGAGUCUGAGGACGCUGGCAGUGACAUGGAGGCAGGAAGUGGAGACUCGCAGACUGACGAAACAAGGUGA
Molecule: messenger RNA, 1245 nt
Organism: Aplysia californica (California sea hare)
Lineage: Eukaryota; Metazoa; Mollusca; Gastropoda; Aplysiida; Aplysiidae
Product: substance-P receptor-like
Exons: 3
Coding region: 1-1245 (414 amino acids)
Biological process (GO): G protein-coupled receptor signaling pathway
Cellular component (GO): membrane
Molecular function (GO): G protein-coupled receptor activity
Source: RefSeq, a predicted model, not a curated record